Brassica napus (rape) is the source of this 980-nucleotide messenger RNA. RefSeq lists its product as uncharacterized. Bases 407 to 952 code for a protein of 181 amino acids. The record is from RefSeq and is a predicted model, not a curated record. The transcript has a single exon. Lineage: Eukaryota; Viridiplantae; Streptophyta; Magnoliopsida; Brassicales; Brassicaceae.
UGAAGCAAACUAAUCGUUUGAAAAAUGUAUUUUUUAAAAAAAUAUUGAAUGGCCAAAAAUCAAGACAAAUAUAAGAACACUGUUAAUCAAAAAAUUAUGUAGAGAGUAAUUUGGAUGUUUCAUGACCAAUGAAACAAUCUCGCAGCUUGAACGCAGUUUCCAGCUAAAAAGGUUAAAUUUUACAUACCGAUUCCGUUAUUCAUCUUUCUUAUGGACUAUUAUUUAUGCCGUUUUUAUUGUUCAUAUCAAAGCUGUCCACAUAAGAAAUAACAAUUAACAAAAUAUAAUUAUAUGGUCUUUUCAACAGAUUUCAGUUUUGAAACACAUUUUUAAAAGCUAAGCAUCGAGAACAAACCAAAUCCCAAGGCAAAGAACACGAGACAAAUUAUCACAGGAAGGGGAAAAAAUGACGUUUAACAGUGAUAGGUUUAUAAAAACCCUAGCGUGGUUCCUUGUGGUGCACUUCACCGCAUUCUCCUACGCCGGGAGGUCACAUUUCGUCACAACGGAGCUAAACAUCCGUAAUGAAAUGCAAGGCUUGAAACGUCCAGAGAUCGUUUACUUCUGUCAAGCUUUAAACAGUGGCCUUGAAUACGGAUGGAGACGAGCCAAGAAGCCACCAUUGGGCCAUACCCUCCAUGUACUCUUGGAAGGUGGCCAGAAGCUAGAGGAGGAGAUUCACCGCUGCCAUUUCAGGUCCGUGCGCGGUACAGCGGACGUAGAUAUUCGUAUGACCGCGAUAGAUGCCGAGAUGUGUAAUGAUAAAAAGGCAUGUGCAGUUCAUGAGGUUACACCUGAAGGGAUAAUUUUUGAUGGUAAGGAAUGGGAUUUUGAGGAGAGGUAUCCACGGCUGAUACCGAGGAGAUACCUUGAAGCUAAGUGGAAACCUUGGCCAAGACGCAGCGACCGUGUGGCCCAGGGAAGCCCACGUAGGCGCGGGGGUUCACAAUGAUUUUGGUGGCCAAAUGUAUCAUUGGGGU